Molecule: messenger RNA, 3245 nt
Organism: Drosophila kikkawai
Lineage: Eukaryota; Metazoa; Arthropoda; Insecta; Diptera; Drosophilidae
Biological process (GO): regulation of transcription by RNA polymerase II
Cellular component (GO): nucleus
Molecular function (GO): DNA-binding transcription factor activity, RNA polymerase II-specific; RNA polymerase II transcription regulatory region sequence-specific DNA binding
Source: RefSeq, a predicted model, not a curated record
GAAACAAUAUGAGGAGAUGUCUAGAUAUUAUCUGCUUAUGAUUUCCGGCUUUCUGUUUUUAUUCCUUCCACUCCUAACUGGAUCCUUUCAACCGCAAAUGGUACAGGAUAAAAAUCAAGAAGCGUUAACACACAAAGAGUCUUCGACGUGGUCAAGAAUGCCAGAUGCGAAGGAUGAGUUGCAUGCCCACCGGCUUUGUGACGCCUAUUUUGAUCUCAUAAAGUUUGGGGACGGCGAAGACAUGAGAAGGGCCAAGGUGGUAUCAAAUCCAUUACUAAUGAAAUCGGAAGAAAAAGAAAAAGGAUCUGUAGGCACACCGAAUAUCAAAUACGAUGCCACCGAUGAGCGAAGCGAGGCAAGGUCACAAUGCAUGGUUUGUAGGCCAUUAAAAAAAAAGGAAAGGUGCCCAAAGGUUAAAGAGAGCUCCGAGUGGAAACUCUUUGAUGAAAUUAGAAUGAUACAAAUGCAGGAGGCUAGAGACAAAUCUGAGAGCAAGACCACCCCGGAAAGAAGCAAGAUUGAUUUAAAGAAGUUUAGAGAAAAAGUUUGGGAAAAUAACUCCCCGGAGGGAGGCAAGUUUGCCUUAAAGAAGUACGGAAAAAACCCCGAAGAAAAUGGUAAUGCGGUAAGCUCUAAGUCCUCCUCAAUGGAUGCCAGAGCCCAGCGACUUUGUGAACUAAAUCGCAUUUACAACGACUACCUGAAAGCCUGGCAACAGCCAUUUCCACUUAAUAUACCCGAAAAUAAGACCAUUAGCCAAACAUUUACCUUUUCAGGUUUAAGGCUAAAUGCCCUAACCGAGUUACUAAAUGUUAUUGAACACUUUCAGCAAGGCAAUUUGGUGAAAGACUUGGCCAAAAAGAUCAGCCAGGACAUGGAGCCCAAUCUGCCAAGGCAAAUGAAUCAAGAUGCCCAACUGGUCUCAGACAGCAGAGCCUCUCUGAAGGGUAUAAUCAAAAAUGAUCUCUCGGGUCUGUCUGUGAAGCCUAGCAAAGCAACCAAAGCAUUCAACAAGAUCUUGACUGAUAUUAAGUCAAGGAGAUCUCAGAUCAAACCCGGCAAACUUUACGAUGAGUACCAGAAGGGUUUCUGUAAAAUAUUUAGUGAUCGCAAGCAUUCUCGGCAAUUGGAUAAGGGAAAAGCAAGCAUGAACCCACAGAAAAGGAGUGAUCUGACGGAUGUAUGUCAUGGUAAGAACUUUUUGAAGGCCAUGGAUGUCUUUAUCAAAAUGAGUAAAGAGAGUAACGGAAAUGGCGGCUCGAAGCCCUAUUAUUUACCCAUGUCCAAGAGCCGUCAGCUGGUACACAAUGAUAUACCCUUGAUUAAGCAGGGUUCUAGCGAGGCUUCCAAGAAGUCAUCCCACAAGGAAAAUAAGGAAACAUUUAUUGACAAAGACCUUCCCAAACAAGAGACUUUCAAUCUUAAGAAGCCAGACUAUAAAACUGAGUCCAAAGGGUCAUUUACUAACCCCUGGAAGGACUUGUAUAUGGACUUGGAUUUGAACACAGACUUGCCCAAGGAAGACACUAUAAAUUAUAACAAACCUGAACCAAAAACUGACCACCCAACGCUAUCUAUUAACCCCUGGAAGGACUUGUAUAUGGGUUUAGAUUCCAGCCAUAUUAUCAAUGGAGUGAAGGCCAUUAAGAAUGCCUCAUUCUUCAAUUUAGUAGACGAAUAUGAAAAGCAAGUCGAGAGUCUUAACCAGGCCUUAAAGUACAAGCAGGACUGGUGGAGAGAGGUCAAGGACAAGGACAGAUCUUAUUAUCGGAGGCCCCUGAAAAGGAAUAGUUUACCUAACUCAAAGACCACAAAAAGGAAUAUUCGCAUGAAUAACUCAGGGGCAGUGCCCUUUCCCGAGGUCCUUGUCAAUCAUGCUCCACAAGUGCCCGCAAAUGUCCUGGGUAAUAUGGCAAGUCAAAUGAAUAUCUCGCCCAUUGAGAUGGCUCAAAGGAUUGUGGGAGCGAGUCAAGCGGCUCCUGGUGCUCAUUCUCGAUUCAAUGUACCCUCGAUGCAAAUAGCAAGCCAGCUUGGAUGUGGCCCUGUUCAAAAGGCACCCGAAAAUAGGUGCAGCGAUCCAUGUCAACCGCAGGAUGUUCAGCAUCAGCAACAGCAGCAGCAACAGCAGCAACAGCAGCAACAGCAACAGCAACAGCAACAGCAUCAGCAUCAGCAGCAGCAGCAUCCAAGCCAGCUUGGAUGUGGCCCUGUUCAGAAGGCACCCGAAAAUAGGUGCAGCGAUCCAUGUCAGCCGCAGAAUGUCCAGCAUCAGCAACAGCAGCAGCAGCAUCCAAGCCAGCUUGGAUGUGGCCCUGUUCAAAAGGCACCUGAAAAUAGGUGCAGCGAUCCAUGUCAACCGCAGAAUGUCCAGCAUCAGCAGCAGCAGCAACAGCAACAGCAGCAACAGCAAGAGCUACAGCAACAGCAGCAGCAGCGGCAGCAACAACAAGAUUGUGUUCUAGACAAGAUCCUGCAGCGUUUGGAAAAAAUUCAGGCCACCAAAUGCAACAAGUCGGCAGAGGAGGAGGCGAAUCAGACCUGCUGCUUUGUCGAUCCCGCUGAUGGUGCCCCCUGCAACCUCAAUGGAUCCUGGGAGUCCCUAGUCCUUGGCAUUCGCAUCAAUAUCAAAUCCCCAACUGUAGCCACGCAGGAGAAAGGUCCACCCUGUGCUCCACCCAAAUCCGGACGUGCCAAGUACGCCGAUGAUCAUCAUAUCCUUCGGCGUCAGUGCGCCAAGAUAAACCCCCAAAAGUUAAAGCAAAUGGCCGAGGCGGAGUCCCCAAGAAGUUCGGGUAUCCCUCUGAAUGUGAGUGUGCACGAAACAGUACCACCAAGACCUCACGAUUUUCUUGACAAUCUCACCGACUGGCAUUUCUCGGGAAAUGCUCAAAUGAUCCUCGGCGGACCCAUUUCCCUAUCCUUUCGCAAGAACAACUCAAAUCUGAUUGGACAUUUUGUGGGCUAUUGUCGCACCUGCGGUUGCCUGGAUACCAUUUUUGGUUCCUGGACUUUCUGCCAGCCAUCGCGGGACUGCCAGGACAUCUCCAUGUCAAUAGUCGAUCGUCGGGACAUGUUGCGGCGGUACAGCAUGGAUGAGAGACGAAAGAAUCGCUACAAGGAGCAGCUCUACCUGGGCAGUAAGUUUGCCAAAAUGGAGGCGGAGCGACUGCGCGCUGAGCAGAGAAAGCCAGACAAUUGCACAGGCUCCAAGGGUUAAGACUCGGCUCCAAGGAAGUAUAUUUUAA